CCCUCUCUCUCUCCCCCACCCCCUCCCUUCCCCUCUACGGAGUACUCUUCUAUUUCUUCUCUAUACCCCUCUACUACUUUUUAUAUCUACACCCGCCCUCACAUACAUCACCCUUGGUUAUACCCGACACGAUCAACCAUGGCUGCCGCGAUCAAAGAAACCGUCUCCAACCUUUUCCAUGGCCAGUCCCAGACCACCACCCUCCGGGAACCUUCCUCCGAGGAAUUCCAGCAACUGCAGCAGAAGUACACCGAUGCCGGACAAGGACAGGUCUUUGCUUUUGUCGAUGAGCUGAAGCCCGCCGAAAAGACCCAGCUGUUCCACCAGCUGAACAACUUCGACCCCAUCCGCAUCAACGAACUGGCCGAAAAGGCCUUGAACCCCCCCAAGGCCCAGGCUGGCCCGGUCUCUCUCGAACCCCUCCCCGACGUCGCCACCGCCUCGAUCCUAGACUCCGACCCAAGCGACCUGCAGAAAUGGUAUGAGGAGGGUGUGCAGCUGGUGGCUCAGAACAAGGUGGCUGUGGUGCUGAUGGCCGGUGGGCAAGGAACCCGUCUGGGUAGCUCCGCCCCCAAGGGAUGCUUUGACAUUGGCCUCCCCAGCCAGAAGUCCCUCUUCCAGAUCCAGGCGGAGCGCAUCGCUAAGCUCCAGCUCCUGGCCAAGAAGACCUCUGGCAAGGAUGCGGUGAUCCCCUGGUAUGUCAUGACCAGUGGACCUACUCGUAAGCCGACGGAGGAAUUCUUCCAGCAGCACAAAUACUUCGGCUUGGACAAGAGCAAUGUCAUCAUUUUCGAGCAGGGAGUUUUGCCCUGCAUCUCCAACGAGGGAAAGAUCCUGAUGGAGAGCAAGUCCAAGGCGGCUGUUGCGCCCGACGGCAACGGUGGCAUUUACCUGGCCCUUCUGACAUCUGGAGUGAGGGAGGAUAUGCGGAAGCGUGGGAUCGAGCACAUCCACACCUACUGCGUCGACAACUGCCUGGUCAAGGUUGCCGACCCCGUGUUCAUCGGCUUUGCCGCCUCUAAGGACGUUGACAUUGCGACUAAGGUCGUUCGGAAGCGCAAUGCCACCGAGUCGGUUGGUUUGAUCCUCCAGAAGAACGGCAAGCCCGACGUCGUUGAGUACUCCGAGAUCGACCAGGAGACGGCCGAGGCGAAGGACCCCAAGCAGCCCGACGUGCUCAAGUUCCGUGCUGCCAACAUUGUGAACCACUACUACUCCUUCCGUUUCUUCGAAUCGAUCGAGAACUGGUCCCACAAGCUGCCUCACCACGUGGCUCGCAAGAAGAUCCCUUGCAUCAAGCCCGAGACCGGCGAGGCGUACAAGCCCGAGAAGCCCAACGGCAUCAAGCUUGAGCAGUUCGUCUUUGACGUCUUCCCGAUGACCCCCCUGGAGAAGUUUGCCUGCAUCGAGGUGCGCCGGGAGGACGAGUUCUCGCCCUUGAAGAACGCCCGGGGCACGGGAGAGGACGACCCGGACACCAGCAAGGCCGAUAUUAUGAACCAGGGCCAACGCUGGAUUGAAAAGGCCGGCGGUGUCGUUGUCACCGAGGAAGCGGCCGUGGGGGUGGAGGUGUCUCCCCUGAUCAGCUACGGCGGAGAGGGACUGGAAUUCCUCAAGGGCCGUGAAAUCAAGGCCCCGGCUGUGAUUGAGAAGGAAGAGUAAAGGAGGGACCAGCACAUUAAUUGCAGGGAGUUGGAAUAGCCUGUACGAGCUCACUAAUAAUUGCAUGAACAAAGCGACACCCUUUUUUUUUUUUCCC
This is a messenger RNA of Aspergillus heteromorphus CBS 117.55, 1759 nucleotides long. Its product is annotated as UDP-N-acetylglucosamine diphosphorylase. Lineage: Eukaryota; Fungi; Ascomycota; Eurotiomycetes; Eurotiales; Aspergillaceae. Gene Ontology annotation, molecular function: UDP-N-acetylglucosamine diphosphorylase activity. The transcript has 3 exons. Gene Ontology annotation, biological process: UDP-N-acetylglucosamine biosynthetic process. The coding region runs from base 139 to 1662 and encodes 507 amino acids. The record is from RefSeq and is a predicted model, not a curated record.